AUGGCCUCGUCGUCCAAUUACCAUUAUCCCGCUCUGGCAGCGAUCACCGGCAUAGCACUUGCUGCAUCUGGUUAUGCAUUAUCAUCGUCCAGCAGUACCGAUACGAGACGUCGGCGGAGACGAAUAAAGAGCAGAAUCUUGAAAGAACGGGAUGGAAGAUACAUUAUGGGUUUGACCAACACGGGCAAUUCGUGUUUCAUUAAUUCCGUACUCCAGGCUUUGGCGACCGUGACACCCCUUCGUUCUUACCUUGCCGAGCGUGUUGAUGAACGGGGAGACGAGAUCGAAAGAAUCGAGCUGACAAGGAACGACUAUGUAUUAGAAUCCGUCGCCUAUGCUUUAUAUACAACAAUCGAAAGCAAGCCACUGGCCAAGCCCCGGUCCAUGGCACCGGCCGACCUUGUUCAUGCCUUAGAGCGGAAAACGAAUGGAAGAAUCAACCGAGAACAGCAGGACGCACAAGAACUGUUCCAGAUCAUCUCGCAUGCCUUGACUUCCGAAGAAGAUGUGCAAUAUCGCGAAGAACCGUCGUCUCUUUUGGAUGCAGGAGCUGUCCGCAAGAUGGCGAUCGAUAACGAUCCAAACUUGGACCAUUUUGAAACUUCGUCAGUAUCGUCCAUGGGCACCACCGGAUCCAUGUGGAGCUGUUUCUCGGUAUCCACUGUAGGUGGCUAUUUACGAACUAGACCUCGUCGUCCGAAAAGUCCGUUCACUGGCUUAACUGCAACCAAAAUCAGCUGCAUGAAGUGUGGCUAUACAGCACCUAUUCGUCAUAGCACGUUUGACAACAUAUCGUUGACGAUUCCACAAACUCUGAGCUGCACGCUCCAAAGCUGCAUUGAUACAUAUACCAAGGUGGAUGUAUUAACGGAUUUCCGAUGCCGAAAGUGUAUGCUGAUGGCUACAUUGGACUCGCUGAUGAACGAGUUUGCCAAAGCAUCAGCAUCAGGCUCGUCGAUAUCCGAAGAAGAUAAACAAGAACUUAAAGGCAAGAUACAGAUUAUCAAGGAUGCCAUGAAAUACAACGUAGAAGCUCCUUUACCGGGCAUUCCAUUAGUGACACCAAGGACAACCUCGUGCACAACCAAACAAACAAUGUUGGCCAACCCGCCCAAGUCGCUGUGUUUCCAUCUGUCACGAUCCGUGUAUCAUCCGUCUGGCAUCGUCCAAAAGAACCAUUGCAACGUCAAGUUCUCGGAAUACCUCGACUUGGCACCUUACACCACCAAUGGAUUCCUCAACACGAGCGAUCCAGCCGCUGCAUUGAGCACACCACCGCCACCGACCAGCAGCAUGUCGCAAUCGCGUAUCAGUCGGACGAGUCUGGUGUACCUGCGCAAUAUGGCAGCUGGCCAUCGAUUCGCUCAUGGACGCGACGGGUUGAAUGUGGCCUUGGUGAACAAGGACGAGGAGGUGGUGCACAAUGCCUUACCUUCCAUGUCCAUGCCGACUGUCCGCACCAUCCCGUAUCGACUCACUGCGGUGAUCGUUCACUAUGGUGGCCAUGAGUCGGGCCAUUUCAUCACAUACCGGCGCAAGAAGUUACCCACGGGUCAGGAUGUGCGUCGAGCACCGGGAGAAGAAGACCCGGAGCCAAAGAAGCCAACGACGUUCUGGCGAUGCAGUGACGAGCUUAUAGAAGAAGUAGAUUUGGAAACUGUACUGUCUAGUGAAGCAUACAUGCUGUUUUAUGAACGAGAUGUAUAA
Zychaea mexicana is the source of this 1707-nucleotide messenger RNA. RefSeq lists its product as uncharacterized. The record is from RefSeq and is a predicted model, not a curated record. NCBI's taxonomy places the organism in Eukaryota, Fungi, Mucoromycota, Mucoromycetes, Mucorales, Lichtheimiaceae. Gene Ontology annotation, cellular component: cytosol; nucleus. Gene Ontology annotation, molecular function: cysteine-type deubiquitinase activity; cysteine-type endopeptidase activity. Gene Ontology annotation, biological process: protein deubiquitination. Bases 1 to 1707 code for a protein of 568 amino acids. The transcript has 10 exons.